Molecule: messenger RNA, 2481 nt
Organism: Quercus robur (English oak)
Lineage: Eukaryota; Viridiplantae; Streptophyta; Magnoliopsida; Fagales; Fagaceae
Exons: 2
Coding region: 1-2481 (826 amino acids)
Source: RefSeq, a predicted model, not a curated record
AUGUUCUGGUUAGCCAUAAUUGGUGGCAGUUUAAUAUUGCUGCAUGCUUUACUCCUUGCCAUCCUAAAAUUCAAGAAGCAAAAGCAAAGGGGUUAUGGACUACUCACAUUCCCAAGAUUUAAAAUAUUCCUUGUAAAUGUUGCACUACCUAGUAUUUGUGAGGCCUCUAUUGCUCUAAUUAGAGGUAUUACAUUUGCAAAGUUACUUCAAUACAAUGAAGAUCUUCAAGUAGGUCAGAUAUUUAACAGUCCUAGAAAUAGAGGCCAGUGGACAUGGAAAAUUGAACAGAACUAUGAUUGCCUAACCAUUUUAGGGCCUCUAUUUGAAGAUAUAAGAGGCCCCAUGCUCUCCCAAAAAAUUUAUGGAGAAAGUAUUGAUACACAUGGUGAUGGGAUCAUUGCCGCUAAUGAGGAAACUGAAGAGCUUUGUCCAAAAGAUGAAGAGCUUUUUGGGGACAAUGUUGAGAGAACACCAGGGAUGAGGCUUAACUUAGCUCCACGAAGUUCAAUGCGAAAUACGUCCCGUUCAACUAUACCAAGUCAUAUUCCCUCAAAGAGAUCAAAUACUGCAACAACUCAGAUAGAUUCAUUGACAUUUAGCAAAAGUUUACAUGCACAUGGUGAUGAUGGGAUCAUUGCCUCUAAUGAUGAAACUAAAGAUCUAUGUCCAAAAGCCGAAGAGGUUUCUAGGGACAAUGUUGUGAGAACACUUGACUCAACUCCACGAAGUUUAGUAAGAAGUACAUCCAAUUCAACUAAACCAAGUCAUAUUCCCUCAAAGAGAUCAAAUACUGCAGCAACUCUAGUGGAUUCCUUGACAUCUAGCAUAAGUUUUCAUAUACAUGGUGAUAAUGGGAUCAUUGCCUCUGAUGAUGAAACUAAAGAUCUUUGUCAAAAAGUUGAAGAGGUUUUUGGGGACAAUGUUGUAAGAACAUCAGGGAUAAGGCUGGACUCAGCCCCACGAAGUUCAAUGCGAAGUACAUCCCGUUCAACUAGAUCAAGUCAUAUUCCCUCAAAGAGAUCAGAUACCACAACAACUCUAGUGGAUUCCUUGACGUCCAACAUAGGUUUUCACUCACAUGGUGAUGAUGGGAUCAUUGCCUCUGAUGACGAAACUAAUCUUUGCCCAAAAUUUGAAGAGGCUUUUCACGACAAUGUUGUGAGAACACCAAGGACGAGGCUCAACUCAACUCCACAAAGUUCAGUGCAAAAAACUUCUCAUUCAACUACACCAAGUCAUAUUCCCUCAAAGAGAUCAGAUACUGUAACAACUCUGAUAGAUUCAUUGACAUCCAGCACAAGUUUCCAUACACAUGGUGAUGAUGGGAUCAUUGCCUCUAAUAACGAAACUGAAGAUCUUUGUCCAAAAGCUGAAGAGGUUUCUGGGGACAAUGUGGUGAGAACAUCAGGGACAAGUCUCAACUCAGCUCCACAAAAUUUAAUGCAAAAUACGUCCAGUUCAACUAGACCAAGUCAUAUUCCCUCAAAGAGAUCAAAUACAGCAGCAACUCUAAUAGAGUCAUUGACGUCCAGCAUAAGUUUCCAUAUACAUGGUGAUGAUGGGAUCAUUGCCUCUGAUGAAAAAGCUAAAGAUCUUUGUCCAAAAGCUAAAGAGGUUUCUAGGGACAUUGUUGUGACAACAUUAGGGACGAGGCUCGACUCAGCUCCACGAAGUUCAAUGCGGAGUAUGUCCCAUUCAACUAGACUAAGUCAUAUUCCCUCUAAGAGAUCAGAUACCACAGCAACUUUAGUGGAUUCCUUGACGUCCAGCACAAGUUUCCACUCACAUGGUGAUGAUGGGAUCAUUGCCUUUGAUGGCAAAACUGAAGAUCUUUGUCCAAAAGCUGAAAAGGUUUCUGGGGACAAUGUUGUGAGAAUGCUUGACUCAACUCCACAAAGUUCAGUGCAAAGUACGUCCAGUUCAACUAGACCAAGUCAUAUUCCCUCAAAGAGAUCAGAUACUGCAGCAACUUUACUGUAUUCCUUAGCGUCCAGCAUAAGUUUUCAUACACAUGGUGAUGAUGGGAUCAUUGCCUCUAAUGAUGAAACUAAAGAUCUUUGUCCAAAAGCAAAAGAGGUUUCCGAGGACAAUGUUGUGAGAACAUUAGAGGCAAUGCUCGACUCAGCUCCCCGAAGUUUAGUGCGAAGCACGUCCCAUUCAACUAGACCAAGUCAUAUUUCAAAGAGAUCAAAUAUUGCAACAACUCUAGUGGAUUCCUUAACGUCCAGCACAAGUUUACAUACACAUGGUGAUGAUGGGAUCAUUUCCUUUGAUGACAAAACUGAAGAUCUUUGUCAAAAAGCUAAAGAGGUUUCUGGGGACAAUGUUGUAAGAACAUCAGGGACAAGGUUGGACUCAGCCCCACGAAGUUCAAUGCGAAGUACAUCUCGUUCAACUAGACCAAGUCAUAUUCCCUCAAAGAGAUCAGAUACCACAGCAACUCUAGUGGAUUCCUUGACGUCCAACAUAGGUUUUCACUAA